AUGAGUCGAAAAUCUGCUCGUCUAUUUGUCUUAUUAUCAAUUUUACUUAGUCUAUUAGCAUUUAUUUUUAAUAUAAUUGCACUUUUAUCACCCUAUUGGAAAUUUGUUCGUUUACAUCCACAACAAAAUUUACAAAUUAUUGAUAAUCAUAUUGAUCCAUUAAUUCGUGCUGAAGUUGAAAAAUUUUUUGAUUUAAUGCAUCAUCGAGAUACACAUUAUUUUGGUUUAUAUAAACAUUGUUUACAAUAUACAACACCAAAAAAAUUAUUAAAUACGGUUAGUUCAUCUCAACAAACAAAAUGUGGUCAUAAUUAUGUACCCGUAUUUAAUGAUAAUGAUUUUGAAAUAUGUCACAGUGUUGAACGUCAUAGAUAUUGUAUAUUUCAUUCAACAUCAACUGAUGAUAGUGAAUUAUCUCAGGAAUCUUUAGCAAAAUGUCAAUGUAAUUCUCCAAAUUAUAUAUCCGUAUCAAAGGUGCUAUUAACAUUAACAAUUAUUUUCUUAUCAAUUGGUAUUUUAAUUAAUAUUUUACGUUUAUGGAGUAUGAAACAAAAAUUAUUGAUUAAUGAUAUUCAACUUCGUCUAUUAUCAAUUAUUAGUUCAUUAUUUAUCAUUUUAUUUUCAAUUAUUAUUAUAACAUAUCAAAAUUCAAAUAAAAAAUAUGAAACAUUAGAAUUUUUUGAUUCAUUAAGACGACAUUAUUCACGUAUACAAAUAUAUAAAUUUAGUAAUCAUUUGACAACAAUUAUUGAACGUUUUGAACAAAUACUCGAUAUUAAAUUAGGUUCAUCAUUUAUGUUAGUCACAUUUGGAUUAUCAUUUGCGUUUAUUGCGUUUUUAUUGUCAGCUGUGGUAGAAAUAAAACCAUUAAAAUUAACAGUAACAACAAAUAAAAAUAGUAAAUCAAAUGAAUAUCAAAAUCAUAAUCAAACAAUGUUUAUUAAUCAUCAUUCAACGACAAAUCAUAAUCACACUAAUUCAACCUAUAUACCACAAAUUCGAUAUCCUAAACAAACAAAAGUGUAA
Molecule: messenger RNA, 1026 nt
Organism: Didymodactylos carnosus
Lineage: Eukaryota; Metazoa; Rotifera; Eurotatoria; Philodinida; Philodinidae
Source: the annotation of a GenBank genome assembly